This is a messenger RNA of Salmo salar (Atlantic salmon), 2764 nucleotides long. Its product is annotated as homeobox protein Mohawk. Gene Ontology annotation, biological process: muscle organ development; regulation of transcription by RNA polymerase II; cell development. The record is from RefSeq and is a predicted model, not a curated record. Gene Ontology annotation, cellular component: nucleus. Gene Ontology annotation, molecular function: DNA-binding transcription factor activity, RNA polymerase II-specific; RNA polymerase II cis-regulatory region sequence-specific DNA binding. Lineage: Eukaryota; Metazoa; Chordata; Actinopteri; Salmoniformes; Salmonidae.
UUGGUAAAGGCAAGACUGGCAUCAGUGUCUGGUUUGUAAUGGUUUGGUUCCAAGGGGCUCCUCCAGAUGAGCUGUCUUUUGGACAGGUGGCUUAAGUCCUGAGCGCAACGAGACCUCUGGGUUACUUCUCUGCUUGUAUGUCUCAGUGAGGAUGGAAAGCUACUACAUGUAUUCGGAUUUGAACUUCUGCAGUUGCGUCUGACGUUUGGAUAAAACGAGCAAUCAAAAGAUGAACAACACUGUUGUGAAGAGGUCAAAUCAACAAAAUAUUUUGGAGGAGCGCAGGAGAAAUGGUGUGGACUGUCUGGUAACAGAUAGACAGCAUACAGACUUACAUCCAUGCCAAGAGGCAAUAGAAGACAACCCUGUUGUUAAAUAUAGCAGGUAUGGGUCUUGUCUGGGCGGGGUCAAAGUUUGCCACAAGCGCCAGGCGCUUCAGGACAUGGCAAGGCCUCUUAAGCAGUGGCUGUACAAACACAAGGACAACCCCUACCCCACCAAGACAGAGAAGGUCCUGCUUGCCCUGGGGUCCCGCAUGACUUUAGUACAGGUCUCAAACUGGUUUGCCAAUGCCCGGCGGAGGUUGAAGAACACAGUGAGUCAGCCAGACUUGAGUUGGGCUCUACGGAUCAAACUCUACAAUAAAUACAUCCAGGGCAACGCUGAGAGAAUGAGUGUCAGCAGUGAAGACACCAACUCUGAGGAUGAUGAGUGUCACUUACAAACUCCAGCUAGCCAAUCAGAGCUCUCCAGGCCCUCACUUAAGAGUGCCAUCAAACAGGAGAACGGGACUGAUCCUGCCUUCAGUGACGACUAUGUCUCUCCACCCCCCAAGUACAAGAGCAGCUUGCUGAACCGGUACCUUAACGACACCCUACGACACGUGAUGGCAACCCCUGAUGACGUCACAAAGUCCCACCUGAGGAACCACUCAGGGUCGUUCAGCUCCAACGAGUGUGACGACGACCUCGUCUCGCCUUCUUCCUCUGAGGCAGAGGCAAACUCUCUCUACCAUAUGGACACAGUGAACUAUGCAUCAACUAGAUGUGACAGUGAGGGAAAAAGUGAGAGAGGCCAGAGGAGGGAGGAGGCAGAGUGGCGAGAGAUCCAUGCUGCCAUGGCUCUGACUAAACUGGCCCAGGGGCAGUGCUGCACCACAGGGACUACCACCACCAGCUGCAUCAUCCAAAAGUCCUCCCACAUCUCAGAAAUAAAGACUGUCAAAGUGUCCCUGCCAAACAAUGUCUAGAUCACUCCAAGGUGAAGUUUCUCUUGAUCUAGGCUUCCCCUCCGCCAAUCAUAACCUUAACCAUUAGUGGGGAAAACGCAAAACUGACCCAAGAUCAGCGUCUAGGGACAACUUUACCCUUCACCGUCUGGACCAGGGCCACUCUGGUCCCUUGAAUUACAUAUCAUUUAUAUAAGAAGUGUUUACACCCUAAUGUUAAAUGGUAGUAAGUAAAAAAAUAAAAUACUAAGAUGGAAUCGAUUUAACACUUAACACCAAUGUAGAGUGAAGGCAAUAAUAAUCACUGUUGGCCAACUUUACAGAGUUACAUAAACUCUGUGAAAAUGUUAAAAGUGCACUAUGCCAUUUUCUGGUUGUUAACAUUCUAAUACUUCACCUAAUUUCAGUUUGUGACAAAACAAGCAAUUAUAGUGUAUUGAAUCAUUGUACCAACUAAACCGCUGUGAAAUAUAUUUUCCAUAUCCAAAAAGAUUGUAUUUUCAGAUGUUUGAAGUUUGUACAAAACUGAAAGUAAAAGAUGCAAAAGCUAAACUUAACCGGAAGCAUAGAAAUAGUGCAUAUACAACAGAUAUACUGCUUCUUAGACUUGCUUUCAAUGAAAUUACAGAUACAGUAACUCCCAUUUUUAUGUGAAUUAGGUUGAGUCGCCCCAAAAGUUACAUAUUGCAGUUUUAAAAAGCUUACACUUUCGAAGGUAUAAACAUGUAUUGUGGGGCAAUAGACAGUGUUAAUUUUAAUAAUUUUAGAGUCGAUUUACCACUUUCGAUAUUGUUGUGAAAGAAAAAUCUGAAAGGACAAAUGGUUACCAUGAUGUAAAUGUAAAUAUUAAAUCAAUAGUGCUGUAGCAUUAAUGCAUAAUAAUGUGCUAUUGAAAUCAUGAAAGAAUAUAGCAGCACAUUUCAGAGUAAAAACUGAACUGAGGAUUUUAUAACACUAAAUACCCGUUUUGGAAACCUAUCCUUUGGUAGUCUCACCUCAUGGUCUGGGUAACACUGUUUUGCUUAGUUUCUCGCAGUAAACAAUGUCCAAGUAACCAGAUAGCUUUAAAUCUGAUUAAAAGUGCAGUAGACACAGUGUUGAUUCUUGUUUCUUUAGAAUGCUGCUGGCUAGGGAUUAUUCCUCCAGAAACCAGAAACCUUCAAGAUAACCUACAUGAAGCCUACAAGAAAACAUAUAUUUAACCUGCCAAAAAGAUCAUAGUUCUUUCCAUUAACCACGCUAUGCCUAACAGUAUUCCUCUGAGUCAGUAUUUCUAUCAGCUGGUAGAUGGUGAAAUUUUUUGGGUCAAUGUGUGUAUUUUUCUAUUGUAAACAUGAUAUUUGUUUGAUUACAUGAGAACUAUAUUUUUCACUAUAUACUGUUUAUACUGUAUAACCAUUUACUAUUUUUCUCAAUGACUUAAUUUAUAUUAACUUUAGGAGACUGGAUUUGUAUCCGAGGCAAAAUUAUUAUCACAACGUAGAGGUGGAAAUACUUUGAAUGAACUGCAGCUAUUUGAAUAAAUACUUAACUUAA